AUGAGCAGUAAGAGCUCUUUGAAGUAUCUUGGAUUUAACCUAUGUGGCAAUGAGGCAAAACAGCUCAAGGAGAAGAAGAGGUUCUUAAAUCUUCUCAAUGAUGUCAAAUUCAAAGGUGUUGUAGAUCAGGUUUCGCUGCUUAAAUUAAUGGAAGAUAUUUCAGCCAAUUGGAAGACAGGCUUUAAGAAUGAUAAAGCUACUAUCGAGAAGCUUAAAAACAAACUCAAUGAAGAGAAAGCACUCGUCUAUAAAUACAAGAAGUCAACCCCAAACCUGAAGAAGCAAAUUAGUAAAUAUGAGAAAGAAAGAACUCUCAUGGAAACUAAGACCACUCAACUAAAAAUCCAAAGAAAAUUUACAGAAUACCAAAAACAUCAGAAGAUCUUUGUACCCAAUAAACCAUCAACCAAUCAAGAGUACAAAAAAGAGCUAAACCAAAUCUACAAAAGAUGAGUGACAAAACCCUGCAACAGAGAGUUUUACACAUCUGAGGCUUAACAGCCUCAACAUCU
Messenger RNA from Moneuplotes crassus, 512 nucleotides. The record is from the annotation of a GenBank genome assembly. Lineage: Eukaryota; Ciliophora; Spirotrichea; Euplotida; Euplotidae.